Pyrus x bretschneideri (Chinese white pear) is the source of this 1568-nucleotide messenger RNA. RefSeq lists its product as uncharacterized. NCBI's taxonomy places the organism in Eukaryota, Viridiplantae, Streptophyta, Magnoliopsida, Rosales, Rosaceae. The record is from RefSeq and is a predicted model, not a curated record.
CCUUCCCUUGUCAUAGGUAACGUACUUACACCGCCAAAAUAAUAAAUCUGCUCGGUGCUCAGCCUCCAAUAUAACACCAGGACAGUCUUCUCGUCCCUCAUCCACCACAGUCUAGAGAGAGAAAGUGAGGGGGGGGGGGGAGAGAGAGAGAGAGAAAUGAAGGGCACGUCGAAGGUGAUAAUGGGGGCCACACUGGUGAUGGUGGUGACCCUCGCCAUAGUCGUAGGCUUGAUCUUGGUGCUGCUGGCCGAGCUCUACUGCUCACUCCUCCUCCGCCGACGCCAGCACAAAACCAACAGCUACUCCAACAUCGUCGCUGACUCUGCAGCCGCUCCUCAUCUGCCCUCAACACAGCAGUCUCAAGACCACCUAACCGGCCCUUCUCUCGGCAGCUUCUUAGGCAUUCUUUGCGCUCCGAGAAGCUUCCUUUCCCUACCGGUUUCUUCCAGAGAAGAAUACUGUGCGGUUACGAAGAAGCAGCACUCUCAGCUCCUCCAAGCUUUCGACAUCCCGGUCCAAAACCAAGAAAUGUUAACAAACACAUCUCCCUGCCAUAUAGGGAUAAUUAUGUCAAUCCCCUCCCCAUCAAUUUCUUUUGUAACUUCCCCGCAACCAACCCCAGAUGACAAAAUUAGUCCCAGUCACAGUGCUAAUUGUAACGAAAACGCUGGUGGCGGCAGCAGAGGUUGCGGGGGUGGAGCUGCAGAGUAUUUUGUGUACAUUUCCAACCUCAUUUACGACAACGAAACGAUCGGCAGGGCAGCGGAACAAACACUCCUUUCCAAACGCCGGACAUGUCGCCAUCAAGGAUGGAAAUGGUGGGGUUCUUCUUCUUCAAGCUCCGGUACGAAGAGGGCGCAACCAACCCCCUCAGGUCCGUCAAACCCAAUUACCACGCCUCCUUUGACUCCGUUGAAGAAGCACCCUGCGGAGGCUUGCUCUGUUUCUCUCAGGGAUGCAAGGUCUCUAGGCACUUCGGGUAGUGAUUCCAAUAGUAACAACGGCCUCUCUUCCUCCUCCUCUGGUUCUCCUUCCACUUCUCCUUCAUGGUGAUUAAUUAGAGCUUUUGUAUUUCUUCGUUUUUUCAAUUUUUUUUUUUAAUUUUAGUUAUAUGUUUUUUUUCAUAGCAAAUGCGAAUUAGGUAGGUUGGUUAGUUUAUUAUAUUUGUAUCUGGUUUUGUGCAUCCAAGUUCGAUUCUCUCUAUGUAAUUCUCCUCGUAGUUUAGGAUAUUAUCUUGUCACAAAGGGAUGGGUUUUUUGUGAUCUACAGUGGGAGAGAAUAACUUUCCUUAAACGGUGCCAACUUUUUGAUAGAGUUGCCCUACUGAAGCAAUUCUCACAUUGACCAGGUUCACUUGGGUUAGGUAUGAUCAAAUACAUAGAUCUAUUUUUGAUAGAGUUGCCCUGUUAGAGCAAUUCUCUAGAGGCCUCAUUUGUGAGAUGUACAAAUGACGUGGCUGAUAUUCUUACGUAAGUUAUUCUUCUGUAUUGAGACACUUACAUGCAUCAUUCGAACGUUAUUUUUGCAUCCUAGCUAAUAAUUCAAUGCUUUUUACGACAUUGAUAACA